AGUUCGGGAAAUCCGUUGCGCGCCGCUGCUGAUAUAUACUCGAUUUUGACUGUGUAUUUUAUACUGAAUCAGGUCUUUGAGAUUUGCUGUUAAUUCAGAUUUUAGAAGCUUUCAAUCGAUGAAUAUGGCAACGGCGGCGGCGAUUGUGUUAACAGCUUUUCUUCUCUUCGGCCACGCCGCCGUGCAAGGGCUGAGAUUUGACGCUAAGAAGGGCGAAUUCAGGAUUCUGCAGGUGGCGGAUAUGCACUUCGGCGACGGCCGGACAACUCCCUGCGAGGAUGUGUUCCCGUACGAGAUGAAAACCUGCUCCGAUCUGAACACCACCGCCUUCCUCCGCCGUAUGAUCCGCAACGAGAAACCUGACCUCAUAAUCUUCACUGGGGACAAUAUCUUCGGGUUCGAUGCCACAAACGCAAAAAUUUCCAUGAAUGCUGCGUUUGCUCCGGCCAUAGCUUCGAACGUUCCGUGGGCAGCUAUUCUUGGAAAUCAUGAUCAGGAGUCUACCCUACCGAGGAAGGAGGUGAUGAAGCACAUUGUGGGGUUGAAGAACACUCUGUCUAAGUUCAAUCCUGCUGAAGCUCCUGAUAUUGAUGGAUAUGGGAAUUACAAUUUGGAAGUUUUCGGAGCCGAAGGUUCGAACCUGUCGAGUAAAUCGGUUCUCAAUCUGUAUCUCCUCGACAGCGGCGAUUACUCAACUGACAUGCCUACCAUUAUCGGCUACGACUGGAUCAAGCCGACUCAGCAAGUCUGGUUUCAGAAAACGUCUUCCAGGCUUCAGGCGAGCAACCCGGCGCCAGGGCUUGCAUACUUCCACAUUCCAUUGCCUGAAUUUGAAAGCUUCGACAAGCCCAACAUUACAGGUGUGAGGCAGGAAGACACUGGCUCUCCAAUGGUGAACUCAGGCUUUUUGACGACUAUGGUGUCGGCAGGGGAUGUGAAGGCUGUGUUUGUCGGCCACGAUCAUAUUAAUGACUUCUGUGGAGAGUCGAUGGGCAUUCAUAUGUGCUAUGCCGGGGGGUUCGGAUAUCACGCUUAUGGAAAAGCCGGAUGGUCUAGGAGAGCCAGGAUGGUGGUGGCAUGUCUGGAGAAAACAGACGAUGGAUCGUAUGGUCAAGUCGAGAGUAUCAAAACCUACAAACGUCUCGAUGAUAAACACUUCACUCCAAUUGAUUACCAAUUGCUUUGGAGCAAGAACUCCGGGCAAUAACCUCGUGUUUGUCAACAUUAUUCACAUAGCUUUUUUUGUUUCUUUUAAUCUGUAGCAUAACUGAUUUUACCUAGCACACCAGAUUUUGUGAAUUUUUUGAAGGUGCAUUUGAAUCUUUUGAAUAAGAAGGAUUUUGAAUUCGAAA
Messenger RNA from Andrographis paniculata, 1352 nucleotides. Its product is annotated as probable inactive purple acid phosphatase 29. NCBI's taxonomy places the organism in Eukaryota, Viridiplantae, Streptophyta, Magnoliopsida, Lamiales, Acanthaceae. Gene Ontology annotation, molecular function: hydrolase activity, acting on ester bonds. The coding region runs from base 119 to 1207 and encodes 362 amino acids. The transcript is spliced from 3 exons. The record is from RefSeq and is a predicted model, not a curated record. Gene Ontology annotation, cellular component: cytoplasm.